AUGGGCAGGGUACUCAGGAAAUGAAGCUACAACUAAAAUAGGAAGAGAGCGCAGAAUGUUUCUUUUCCGCUUCUGUAUAUUCACGAUUACUGUUACUAGGCAUAAUUAAGCGCACAAAUAGGCUGCUUUUUUGAGAAAUAGUGUUAAAUAUGCAAGAUAUCAUCCUCCGGGUGUUUGUGGUGGCAGUCAGUCUUCUGUAUCCCAUCCCAAGAGAAGAAUGGACCUUGGUUGAGGAGGAAGACAUCGCAAUGGGCAUGCAGGAGAGAGAGGUUUGGUUGCUGAAGCAAAGGGCAAAGCUGGAAAAAGAACAGGAAGUGCCCCUCAUCAAUCAGGAGGUGUCACCAGUGGUAACCCAACAGGAAGCACCCGUUGAAUGCAAACACCGACAACUUGAUGUAAAACCACAUCAGCCUGACAUAGUGGACAUAAACAUCAAUGAAAUCGAUGUGAAUCAUUCUCAAGAGGACUUGAAAAAGACUCCAAGCGAAUACAAACAUACCCAAGAGAAAAGAGAAGGAGCAGCGUUUUGCAUUGACCAUAAGCUUUCACAAAUAUGCGAACAUGUAACUGACAAAGAGCAAAACUUCUCAACAGUGGGCAAGGUACAGUCUCACACUCAACCAUCACACAGGUUAGAGUAUCUCACAGGCCGAGUACUGUCUAACCCACAACAGGAAGUGCAAUUACAGCCAAUCCGCAGAAAGUCAUCAGAGGACCAGAAAAGGCUUACACAACAGCAGUCUAACAAAAACCAGGAAGAGACACAGAUUCUCAGCCAAUCACCAGAGGACGACCGUCACCGGGGGAAGCAUGACACCAUCUGGUACCUGUGGAACAUAUACACUCUCAUCUGUCUGAGUCGCUGGUUCUUUAAAUUAUUCAGGAGAAACUCACAGAAGAAUCCUUAUCCAGGUGAGCUCUUUGAUGAAUAUAUGAAGGAUGGCUCUGUAAUAAAAAACCUCUCCUCCGUAGUUCUGCUCCCUGACAGCGACACACUGAACCGUUUUUAUGACAAACAUGUCAAAGGCCCAUCCGGCGAGAGCAGGAGAGUGAGGGAGUUUGUGGAGGGAUUCGUUAACGACUUACUGGAAGCCAUGAGCGGCCACGCAGAAGCAGGUGUAGUCACUGAGGACUUCGAUGUGGUAGAGGAUGGGACCAAUUCCCUUGUGUGUGAGGUCAUCGUACCCAUUGCCCCACUUGAGCCGCAGCGUUUCCAGUUUCAACUCUGGUGUGACCAGGAUAAUGAAGAUUAUAUGCCACCCGAAGUGCAGGGCUUUGGUAGAGUGAAAGUGGUCAGUGGCGAUGUGGGCCUAAAUGGUUGCCCAUGUCACAAUGCUACAGUAAAUGACAUGCUAUGCCUUCUGUGUUGUGACAAUGAUAAAAUUAAACCGCAGGAAGUCACUGAUGUAUUGAAUAGUCCUCUUUGCUCAAAAAACACUCCAUACCUGAAUAAAACCAAGGUCACAAAAGGGUUCCAGACUGCUAUUAGAAGAGCUUGGGAGCAGGUAUCCCACAAAUACGAAUUUGAGUUACAAUUCCGCAACAUGGACUUUGCUGGAGCACUUUCAGUCCGAUUCCGAUCAGGGAGGGUUAUUACGUUCAACAUAAGGCCUGUGGUAAAGCUCAAAGACACUGACGCGUAUUUCACCAUCGAUCCCUACAAAAACAUUUUGGACACAGACUGGAUUCUUUCUCUGGCCACCUAUGAGAACCGCUUCCUGAAGUAUCUAAUCAAUCACCUGCCUGAAAACCCGUGCCACAUUCACUGCUUCGAAAUUACAGCUUUGCUUCACAAAAAGCAAAUGGAGCUCACAGGCAGAAGUGUCCUCAUACUCAAAGACUACCACCUGAAAACAGUGUUGAUGCAUCUGCUUCUGAUUAAGGAGCCUUCAGAGUGGAGCGCUGGACUCCUGUCCUACAGGCUUCGUGAUAUGCUGGGCUUCCUGGAAAAGAGCCUUCGAAGCAGGACGUUGCACCACAGCUUCAUUGGAAACCCGCUGGUUCCAAGUGACAUCAAGCUCCCCGCUGUUUUCACUGAGGCAAAGCCAGUCAACCUCUUCCACCCGCACUUUGUACAAAGUGGCAGCUACGCCCGGACGGCAAAGCACCUGCAAGAGAUGCUCAGGAACAGCUUUAUGCUGAUUCAUGAGUAUGUGGAACAUUGACAUUGUUAUUGCUUUGUCCAAGAAUAAUAAUCUUACUCAUCCUCUGCUUGGCACUUCCUCAACUUCAUAAAGCAUCAUACAUUUUUACAUUUUACAAGCAUCUGAAAUGUGGGAAACUAAUAUGGCUAAUAUAGACUUUAAACAACUGGUAUUAGUGUAGUGUGCUGAUAUAAUAAAAGAUUGCUGUGACAUACGGUUCAUUUAGAAUACACAUUACCAGUUUCCAAAACUAGAUCAAUACCCAUUCCAUAGGUUAGAGGAGAUCAAAUGUUUGGUCAGAGUAAGCAUUUGCCUAUUAUCUAAUGAUAUUUUGCUGCGCUACAAAAUGGCUUUCAAACUAGGUAUGUUCAGGGGUGGAGGGUUCUAUGCUGUAAUGCUAAGUGUAAUUGCGGACAAAAUUAUUUUCAGUUGUGCUUUAAAUGUGAAUACAACAGACUUGUUCCACCUGGGCCUUAAUUGUGGCCAUUUUGAAAAACUCUCCACACCCAUUAAAAAAAUUUAACUUUA
This is a messenger RNA of Esox lucius (northern pike), 2672 nucleotides long. RefSeq names its product inositol 1,4,5-trisphosphate receptor-interacting protein-like. The record is from RefSeq and is a predicted model, not a curated record. The transcript is spliced from 2 exons. NCBI's taxonomy places the organism in Eukaryota, Metazoa, Chordata, Actinopteri, Esociformes, Esocidae. The coding region runs from base 150 to 2165 and encodes 671 amino acids. Gene Ontology annotation, cellular component: membrane.